AUGGAUACUGGUCAUUACUUGCGUGUGCUUCCGGCAUUCCUCGUUGCCUUGUCGUCUGCCGUAGUGGCUCAGUCAGGUCUCAAACAGGAGGUCCUAAGCACAUUCAUAUAUACCAACUAUGGAGAUCGAACGCCUUUCGUAUUCUCAUCGCCAGCCACUCUGACACCACUUGGUGCUCACCAACUAUUUGAGGCGGGCGCCAAAGUCCGCCAACGCUAUGUGACUCCAAUUGAAGGAGAUGCCGACGUCACGACCAUUGCGGGCAUCUCACCAUUUCAGCUCCAGUCCGAACAACUCACUGUUCUAGCCGGUCAGGAGCAAUAUAUUACAGGCUCUGCUCAGGCCUUUCUUCAAGGCCUCUACCCUCCAUUGGAGACAUUUUCCAAUUACACUUACAUAGCCGGCGAAAGUACAAUUGAGAAUGGCACGAACUUGGUGGCUCCCUUAGAUGGUUACCAAUAUCCAGCUAUCCUCACAAUGACCAGCAACGACAUGAACUCGAUUUGGCUUGACGGCAGCCACAACUGCCCAACUUGGAGGGCGUCUGUCAAUGACUACUAUCAGACCGAUGCUUUUGAAAACUUACGAAACAGCACACAGUCGUUCUACGCAAGCCUUCAGUCAGAUUUCCUUGAUGGAUACUUCUCAACUCCAUCUGCCGGGUAUCUUGAUGCUUACUACAUCUACGACUACCUCAGAUAUGCUAGUGUCCACAACACCACUGUGGCGAGGCUACUUGAGCCAGAAGAUCUGACGAAGGCCAGGAUCCUUGCUGCCGAUUUGGUCUUUGCCCAGAAUGCAGAUAUUGCAGUGUCGGGGCCAGUCGAGGGUGACCAAAUUAGAGCUAUCGCGGGCAGGACAUUGGCGACUCGAAUUUUACAAGCAUUCUACACAAGCAUAAACACUGAAGGAAAUUCAGCAAAGAUGACACUGCUGUUUGGUGACUUCCAACCCAUGGUCGCUUUUGCUGCACUAGCAGGUUUAACCUCACCUCAAAAUGCUGCCUUCUAUAGUCUUCCCGAGCCAGGAGCGAGCUUUGUCUUCGAACUAUCCUCGAUGCAAGCCGAAGCCGACAGGACAUAUCCCGAGAAUGACGAGAUCUUUGUGAGAUUCUUUUAUCAAAAUGGCACAGGCACUGAUUCACAACUUGUCGAAUAUCCUCUCUUCGGGCUGAGUCCAAGCCAGACUAUGAUUCCCUUGACAGAUUUUGUCACAAACCUACAACAGUUCAUGAUGUUGAACGUUGAGGACUGGUGCACGACGUGUAAUUCGUUCUCAGUUUUCUGCCCAGCAUUCGUGAACGACGACGGAGCCCUCUGUCCAACGACCCAAUCUUCUGGCGGAAACAAUAGAGGACUAUCCCCUGCCGUUGCUGGUGUGAUCGGUGCCGUGGUCACUCUAGCUGUCGCGGCACUAGUAUUUGGCGCGGUGGCACUCUUUGGUGGUGUUCGCGUCCACCGAGUGCAGACAAAACGCCGGUCAGAACUCGGAGGGUUUAAAGGGUCAGAAAGACUAGCAAGCGAUCAAGAUCUGACCAUCCCCAAGGGAAGUGCGGGAGCGGUGGUGAUAGCAAGCCCAGACCCGGUCCAGACCCGCGGUCAUGAACGUGUAGGCAGCUGGGAAUUGAAGGAUCAAGCAAAGGCAAAGGAGAUAGAAAGGGGAAUGUUCGAUAUCAAUUCCACUCGUCCAAGACGCCCAUCCUACGAAGACGACGACAUGCCAAUCAACCCAUUCACCUCUCCAACCGACCCCAAGCACCACGUCUGA
Messenger RNA from Exophiala aquamarina CBS 119918, 1767 nucleotides. RefSeq lists its product as uncharacterized. The record is from RefSeq and is a predicted model, not a curated record. Bases 1 to 1767 code for a protein of 588 amino acids. Gene Ontology annotation, biological process: dephosphorylation. Gene Ontology annotation, molecular function: phosphatase activity. The transcript has a single exon. Lineage: Eukaryota; Fungi; Ascomycota; Eurotiomycetes; Chaetothyriales; Herpotrichiellaceae.